Molecule: messenger RNA, 3270 nt
Organism: Plasmodium cynomolgi strain B
Lineage: Eukaryota; Apicomplexa; Aconoidasida; Haemosporida; Plasmodiidae
Exons: 2
Coding region: 1-3270 (1089 amino acids)
Source: RefSeq, a predicted model, not a curated record
AUGAAAGCGCUCAUGCCUUUCUACAUGUCCACCUGUCUGUUCGCAAUAUCUGUCCUUUUUAACAACUCCUCGUUUUACCUCCUCCCGUGUGAUGCCUUUCCAUUUGGGGUUUCCGAAAAUAAAUACAUUCAGGCUUUUCCCGAGUUUCACCUAUUUUACGAGUAUGUGGACAUCAGAAGUGAUGACUACCCCUCCGAGUUCAGCGAUGUGCAGAAGGAAGGGAAGAGAAGCAGAAAAAUACUAUUCCAGUCCGAUAAAAUAGCCAUUUAUAACAAUUACGGAGUUAGUAGUGAUGCAAAUUACGAGGAGGAUUGUGAAAAUAAUUAUGAGAAGAAUGGUGUACACAAUUACGUAGAGCAUUAUCCUGAGGGGAGUCGUAGAAACUGUAUCCGUACGGAUGGGAAAGGAAUCCCAAUCGAAGUAUUCCAGAACAGGUGUGCUGCAGUGGGGUUAAGAAUUUCUGAGAGCCUGAGUCAGAUGUUCAGUUGGUGCCUCCCAGGUUGUUUCAACAUUGGGAAUGGAUUUGAAACUAUCCAUCAUUUUGGUUUCCCCGAUGCCUACUGGUUUGGUGGAAAUCGAAUUCUCACGUGUACAGACCACUGCGGUCCCCCUAAGCUGGAAAGGCAACUCAGUAAUGGUAGCGAUGCGUGGAGUAAGGACAGCGCAGAGGUCGAGCAUUCCCCUUCUAACCAGCUGUGCCAAAAUAGCAACCUGAACCUUAUUCAAGAAAUUUACGAAUACGAGAUUUACCCAUUUCUGAAAGGACUCCUAACGAAGAACUUGAGCAGAAGAUCCCCUGAUGUUAUAAACAAAUCAGAGACCUAUAUUUCGGACUGCACAGAAGGGGGUUCCUCCCAGAGAAGAGAAAACAUUGAAGUAGGAGAACAGAUGGUGUUGUACCACUCCUCCCAUGAUCAUCAUCGAAACGAUAUUUUGAAUCAGUCCAAACGGAUCAACAGGAAAAAAAAGAAGAAGCAUAAAAAAAGGGGGAAGGAAAAGAAGUUCGAUGGGAUGGCAAAUACUCAAGAAAGAGGAAAUAAUUCUGACUUAGAACAAAAUGAAGAUAAAAAUGAUCUCCACAUUUAUGCAGAAAUAAAUUACGUUUACAGCAUAAAGAAGAAGGUGCUGCGUAACUUCGCCUUCGCAAAUAUUUUAAAGAAAUACAUUCAGUACAAAUAUCAUUCCAACGGACUGAUCAAGGUGGGAGAAGAUGGGGGAUAUCCUCGCCACCCCGAGGGGAAGGCAAAGAGCCGCUUCACCCCCUUUCUAGAACACCAUUACGGGAAAAGCAGCACGAGUGAAAAAAGUGGGCAGAAAAAAUGUAGCCACAAAGGUCGCAUCUGCUUUAUUAAUAAAAAGGCCAUUAUCAUCCUGGAUCAUUUAAAAAAAGAAACCUCCUAUCUGGUCGUCUCCUACGUAAUCGAGGAAGAAACGACUCAGCUGUUAAACUUCACGGAGUAUUUUGUUCCCCUGAAGGUCCCUGUAUACACGCGAAGUUUUAUGGAUGAAACCCCCCAGGAGGGAAAUAACCCCAAACAGUACGAACAGAUCGAUGGGUAUAUUUCCCCCAACUGGGACAAGCUUCAUCGGAAUGAGCUUCACAUGAAUGAGCUUCACAUGAAUGAGCUGCAUCGGAAUGAGCUACAUCGGAAUGAGCUGCAUCGGAAUGAGCUGCAUCAGAAGGACAUUUGCUACUAUAGCUAUGGAGACAACUGUAUGGAAUAUUUAAAGAAUCUCUUUUUAAAAACAUGCAAAGUGUACAGUGGUCUGUUCCAGGGUGGGAAGUUAAACGGCGAAGGGGGCAGUCGGGGGGGGUCCACGGGAAGAGAAGAUGAUCCCGCGCAGGGGCUGCACGUCGAUAAGGCGUGGGAGCCACGCAGAAGCGGAGCAGACGACGCCAUCAACGUCAGCAAUGCCAGUAACGCUAGUAACUCCAGCAACGCCAGUAACGCUAGUAACUCCAGCAACGCCGGCUAUGGAAACACCUCCAGAAACUUCGUUAACCACGCUAACAGCGCGCACCGCGCGGAAUACAUUGUGAGCACGUACGCGGGGUCGGACGGCGGGUACCACUACUACCUGAUCAACUACAACAACCAGAACUACAUCUUCGAGGUGAGCGCUAACUCAGACUUGUAUGGCAGCCCGUUCACCAAAAAUAAAAGAAACAGAGAACACUUGACAGACACAGAAAAGGCGAUAAUAAAAAAUAUGCAGAAAUACAUGAAGGAAGGAAACAAUUUCUCCGUGUACAUUGACCACGUGCCUCCCCCACAAGUUAAUAACAAUGGCUGUAACAAAUUUAACACCAUAAAAUGGGCACUGAUUCUCUUUUUCAUACCAGCAUGGUUAUUACUAAACGUGGUCUACAUUGUGUAUGUGCAGAAUGUAUGGAGACAGAUGUUGAACCCAUUAUAUAGACUGAUGUUAUCUCCUUCCAUCAUUCGACUCGCAUCUUACAUCAUGCUGUUACUUUUCUGCAUGAUGCAGUACCCCUACAGAAAUAGCCGAUAUGUGGAAUAUACCAUAUUGUCCUAUAUGGCUCUGAACACCAUGUUCAACACAAUCUUUUAUGGCAACCUCAUUCUUAUAAGUAAAGGAUACAUGAUAACAAGGGGGCAAUUUAAUAAAAGAGAUAAGUUAACCCUAACCCUAAUUAUUAGCAGCAUAUACAUUCUAACAUCCUUUAACCAGAUUAAUGUAAUUAAUGAUACUCCGAUAUUGAUUUUUAUCAACAUAAGUUUGCUACUUGUACUUGUUAUGAACAUCAUAUCGAUUCAGAAUUUUUUAAAGUUGAAGCUAUCCUUUGUGAGAAGUGUACGUAUGAUGGAUUCCUGGGAAGAGUCACUAACGAUAAAAUUGAAUAUGUAUAAAUUAUAUCUACUCAUUAUUGUUAGUUUUUUCACCUUGGAAAUUUUAUUGCACUUGAUAAAAUCCAUGUUUAAUUUUUUAACGGGGACUAUUAUCCUGAUCGAGUAUGCCUUUGAGUUGAUUAUGUGGUGUUGUGUGUUGUACGUUUUUAGGCACCGGGGUAAUGUGUUGUACUUUUCUCUACUGUAUGAUAAUUUGACCUUUAAUAUAAUGCCACUUUACGUGGCCAAGACGAGUGACGAUUUGUUGGACACGAUGAAUCAGAGGAAGUGGACUCUCGGGGAUGCACACUUUCCCAUUUUUAUUUUAAACCCACGGGAGCACACCGACCAAAAUUACCUCUCGCGCAUGGCCGUGGGGUGGCCCCUCGUUGUGCACUACGGGAAGAGGUACCUCUGA